AGGCAUGCUGGGAGCCCGCACUUCCUCCUCGGGGGCCUCAGAAAACCACAGGGCGCUGGGCCAGGGCGGCGGCCCCCGGGGAGCCGGCACGAUGGCAGAGGGCAAGGCGGGCGGCGCGGCCGGCCUCUUCGCCAAGCAGGUGCAGAAGAAGUUCAGCAGGGCCCAGGAGAAGGUGCUGCAGAAAUUGGGGAAAGCUGUAGAAACCAAAGAUGAACGAUUUGAACAAAGCGCUAACAACUUCUACCAACAACAGGCAGAAGGCUACAAGCUGUACAAGGACCUGAAGAACUUCCUUAGUGCAGUCAAAGUGAUGCAUGAAAGUUCAAAAAGAGUGUCAGAAACCCUGCAGGAGAUCUACAACAGCGAGUGGGACGGUCAUGAGGAGCUGAAGACCAUUGUAGGGAAUAAUGAUCUCCUUUGGGAAGACUAUGAGGAGAAACUGGCUGACCAGGCUGUGAGGACCAUGGAAAACUACGUUGCCCAGUUCAGCGAAAUUAAGGAGAGAAUUGCCAAGCGGGGUCGGAAACUCGUGGACUAUGACAGUACCCGACAUCACCUGGAGGCAGUGCAGAAUGCCAAGAAGAAAGAUGAGGCCAAGACUGCCAAGGCAGAGGAAGAGUUCAACAAAGCCCAGACUGUGUUUGAAGAUCUGAACCAAGAACUACUAGAGGAGCUGCCUAUUCUUUAUAAUAGUCGUAUUGGCUGCUAUGUGACCAUCUUCCAAAACAUUUCCAACUUGAGGGAUGUCUUCUACAGGGAAAUGAGCAAGCUGAACCACAAUCUCUACGAGGUGAUGAGCAAACUGGAGAAGCAACAUUCCAAUAAAGUCUUUGUGGUGAAGGGACUGUCAAGUAGCAGGCGCUCUUUAGUCAUUUCUCCCCCAGUUCAAACAACUAUGGUCUCCAGUCCUCUUACCUCACCUACUAGUCCCUCUACACUUUCCUUGAAGAGUGAGAGUGAAUCUGUCUCAGCAACUGAAGAUCUGGCACCUGAUGCAGCCCAGGGGGACGACAAUUCUGAGAUCAAGGAGCUCUUAGAAGAUGAGGAAAUAGAGAAGGAAGGAUCUGAAGCAAGCUCCUCUGAGGAAGAAGAGCCUCUACCAGCCUGCAAUGGCCCCUCCCAGGCCCAGCCCUCUCUUACCAUUGAGAGUGUCAAGUCCCAGGAGGAAGUUCUCCCCAGCUCCCCAGCUCCAUCACCUGGUGAAGCCCCGAGCCCUUCAGGGCAGCCUUCAUCAUCUGCCGCAGAAGUAGUCCUCCGCACCCGCACCGCAAGUGAAGGAUCCGAACAACCAAAGAAGAGAGCCUCUCUCCAGAGGACCUCAGCACCCCCUAGUAGGCCUCCUCCACCUAGAGCCACUGCAAGCCCCAGGCCCUCCUCAGGGAACAUACCCUCCAGCCCUCCAGCCUCUGGAGGGGGUUCACCCACCAGCCCUAGGGCCUCCUUGGGGACUGGGACUCCAAGUCCUAGGACCUCCCUAGAGGUCUCUCCUAAUCCAGAAACACCAGAGAAGCCAGUAAGAACUCCUGAGGCCAAAGAAAAUGAAAACAUGAACAAUCAGAACCCCGAAGAACUUUGUACUUCCCCCACCUUAAUGACAUCUCAGAUUGCUUCAGAGCCUGGAGAGGCAAAGAAGAUGGAAGACAAGGAAGAGGAUGAUAAGCUUAUCUCAGUUGACUCCUCAGAGGGCCAAGACCAGCUUCAAGUCUCCGCGGUACCAGAAAACAACAACCUCACAGCACCUGAACCUCAAGAAGAGGUGUCUACAAGUGAAAAUCCACAACUCUGAAGAGAAACUGCCAAGACUCCCCCUGCCCCACGCCUCCCCAGAGAAGCUCUUCAACCAGAGGGUAUAGGUCAGAGGGAUAUAAGAGCCAGUAUCCGUUCCUGGGUUCUCAGUGGGAAUGCUGGUGCUAUCUAAAGACCUGGCAUUAAUCAAGGUGGAGGAGCAGCCUUGUGGGAGGGAUGGAGGGAGGCAGGCUGGGGAGAAGAGAACAUUAGAUUCAGAAAAUAUUUAAUUCUGGUUUUAGCAUUAUUAGAAUAAGACUUUAUACAUUAACUAAAGUGGAGCUUUAAUCACUAUAAAAACCAAAAGUAUCUAUAGACACAGACACUUGUCUACACAGAGACAUAACCACACAUACUCAGGAUAGUGAACAAAUCUGUCUUUGACUUAUGACCCAUUUUGCAAGACUUAAAGCCAGAAGAUCACAUUUUCAGAUUGUUAAAUAAAGUCUGAUUCUGACUA
Messenger RNA from Macaca mulatta (Rhesus monkey), 2245 nucleotides. RefSeq names its product bridging integrator 2 (gene BIN2). Gene Ontology annotation, cellular component: cytoplasm; plasma membrane; podosome. Gene Ontology annotation, biological process: plasma membrane tubulation; phagocytosis, engulfment; podosome assembly. The record is from RefSeq and is a predicted model, not a curated record. NCBI's taxonomy places the organism in Eukaryota, Metazoa, Chordata, Mammalia, Primates, Cercopithecidae. Gene Ontology annotation, molecular function: phospholipid binding; protein binding.